UGGCCGGGGCCGAACGGUUUCCUUGACAGUUAGGCCGGCAGUGAUGGCGGAAGCAGGAGCUGGGGUUUUGGUGGAGGAGACGCUGCAGGUUUUCAGGGAUAAUUACCCGGGCUGCGAGCCAACUGUUGGUGUUGCAGCUCCGGGAAGAGUGAAUCUCAUCGGAGAGCAUACGGACUAUAACGAGGGAUUCGUACUGCCUGUGGCUCUUCCGAUGGUCACAGUGGUGGUUGGGUGUCAGAGUUCAAAUGGGAUCAUCUCAUUACUUACCACAGCAAAGGAGGCGGACGAACCAAGGCGACUGGAAUUUCCUGUGCUGACUGAAUCAAACCCUCUGAGUCCUGGGUUACCUUGCUGGGCUAACUAUGUGAAGGGAGUUAUCCAACAUUACAGGGCGGGCCCACUCCCUGGGUUUAAGGCGGUGAUUGCAAGUAACGUCCCAUUAGGAGGAGGACUGUCCAGUUCGGCAUCUUUGGAAGUGGCCAUGUACACCUUCCUACAGCAGAUUUGCCCAGACAAUGGGGAUUUAGUGGAAAAGGCCCUGGCCUGUCAGAAAGCUGAGCAUACAUUUGCCUCCAUGCCCUGUGGAAUCAUGGACCAGUUCAUCUCGGUAAUGGGGAAAAAGGAUCACGCCUUGCUUAUCGAUUGCAGGUCUUUGGAAGUGACCCCUGUGCCCCUCACUGAUCCCAGCCUGGUAGUCCUGAUCACAAACUCCAAUGUACGACACACUCUGACAGGCAGCGAGUACUCGACUCGCCGCAAGCAGUGCAAGGAGGCUGCAGAUGCACUCAAGAAAGAGACUCUCCGAGAUGUUUCUAUAGCUGAUUUGACAGCGGCCGAGUCACAUCUGGAUGCGGAAGUGUAUUGUAGGGCCCGUCAUGUGAUCAGUGAAAUCAAACGGACAACUGAUGCAGCCAAAGCUUUGACUUCGAGGGAUUACUGGGAAUUCGGGAGGUUGAUGGUGCAGAGCCACAAUUCACUGAGAGAUGAUUAUGAGGUUAGUUGCCCAGAGCUGGAUGAGCUGGUUGCUGCAGCGAUGGAUGGUGAGGGGGUCUAUGGCAGUCGGAUGACUGGGGGAGGUUUUGGCGGCUGUACGGUUACCUUAGUGGAUGCUGCAGCUGUGGAAAAUACAAUCCAGCGGAUUAAGGACAACUACAGUGGAACUGCGACCUUCUAUAUAACUAAACCAUCCAGGGGUGCCCAUGUACUGAAACUGUGAGGAGAGAUUCUCACCACUCACCAAUCAACAAAGCAACCUCGCCUGAUCCCUGCUUAUAAAAUAAAAAUACUCAGCAACAUGAGAGAGAAAACAUUCAUCGGAGAAACGGCUUAUCAAUAGCUGACUUACGCUGGGUGAUCGGAAUUGAAACCAGCUCACCCCUGGACCCAUUGGAGCUUCUGGUUUAGGAUAGAGUCAUGUACCACAGAGCCCAAUACAGCCAUAUUGUAACUAGCUUGCAGAAGUAACCAGUCCUUAACCCAGGUCCUCUAUGUUUAUACCAGGACCUGCUUGCUGCGUAUUAAACUUUGGAACCAAAGCAAGUAAAUGGAGCUGAGAUAUGGAUCAGCCAAGAUCCAACUGAAUGCUGGGACAGGCAUGAGGGGCUGAACAUCAUGUUCCUGUUUCACUGUUCCUAACAUUUUAUACUAGUCGAGAUUUCACAGUGCCUCUCUCCAAGCAUCGCUGCAUGCCGCAAUCUUUUGUGGGCAGAUUAAAUGGGCUUUUUCUUGAAGAAGUUGACUUCUACUGGCAUAUGAGUUGAUGGGCAUUAGAAACUUUCCCUCCCCUAUGAUAUUCAUGUAGCCAUUCUUUGUUAAAGUUUGGGGUACGUUUCAUGCAACAUCAUAGAUAUCUUGAUCUGCCACUCCAAUGUAGAGAUUAUGCUGUUGUACAAAUACUUCACAUAGUGGUCUGAAACAUUUUCUAUUUUAACCCUAGUAAUCCUUAAUUUCACAAAUGUGUUGUGCUCCAUGAUGUAUAAGAAGGUACUUGACUUUUUUUUAAAACAUUGACUAACUUCAGCCACAGAUUUCUUCAAAGAAAUGGGAUGACCUGCAGCUUCGAUGCUGUGCAUCCAUUCAAUUAGAUCAUGGAUGAUCUGCAUCUUAACUUCAUCUACCCACCUUGGCUACAUAAUUAUUACAACCUUAACCUAGCACCAUCAA
This is a messenger RNA of Carcharodon carcharias (great white shark), 2163 nucleotides long. RefSeq names its product galactokinase 1 (gene galk1). Gene Ontology annotation, molecular function: galactokinase activity; ATP binding. Lineage: Eukaryota; Metazoa; Chordata; Chondrichthyes; Lamniformes; Lamnidae. The transcript has 8 exons. Gene Ontology annotation, cellular component: cytoplasm; cytosol. Bases 44 to 1216 code for a protein of 390 amino acids. Gene Ontology annotation, biological process: carbohydrate phosphorylation; galactose metabolic process. The record is from RefSeq and is a predicted model, not a curated record.